AUGGAAGGAAACAGCGAAAAACCUAGACGAAAGCGUAGAGGUAGAAAACUCAAGAAAAAGCACCAAUUCAAAGCCUCAUUUCUCCAAACAACCCCUGCAGAAACUGUCCCACAAUUCGAAAGAAAAGAAACUGUCACUAAAUUCAAAGAAUUAAUUGAUUUGCAACAAAAAAACAAGGAAUAUAAAACAGAGUGGCUCGGCCUUUACACCACAAUGAAAGAAAUCCCUCUAAAGCGAUCUCUAGUCCGCGACACUCUGCCAUCUCUUCAAGCAGAAAAAUUCUCAUCUGACUCAUCUGCAUCAGCUACCAAAAAAAUUCCUGCAAUGAGGCAAACUUUUGACAGCUCCAGAAUUAAUAUGCUGCUGGUUAGUUCCCAAUCAGUUCCUUUAAUCACUAAUCGUAAUAGAAAAGAAAAAACUGAAAGGGAAAAUUCGACCCAAACUAGGCUUUCCACAAUGAGAAAAUCAGGUUCAGCUGUAUCUAAAGACUACCAUGAAGGGAAUAAUGAUUUUAGGGUUAUUAUUCCGAAAUCAAUUGAAAGGUUAGGAAAAGCGCAAAGGGCUGAAAACAAUUCGCCAAGUGAAAUGCCAUCACAGAGGCUUUUAUCGACUACUCAGUUAGAGUUUAGUCUUCCACUUCAGCAGAAAAUUGGACAAAAUUCAGAUUUUUCUGUACCGUCAAUAAAAAAUUCACCUGUGACAAAGCCGAGAAAAGCAAAUGAUGCUAUUAAGUCAGUUUCUCCAAAAGCAUUUAAUCCUGCUGUAAUUCCUGAGCUGCCAAAUCCAAAAGUUACUAUAAAUGAUAUUCUAUUUUAUAUAGAAUACCUUAAUAAAAAAACUAAUCGCUUUUGUGUUUAA
This is a messenger RNA of Blepharisma stoltei, 858 nucleotides long. The record is from the annotation of a GenBank genome assembly. NCBI's taxonomy places the organism in Eukaryota, Ciliophora, Heterotrichea, Heterotrichida, Blepharismidae.